Molecule: messenger RNA, 2388 nt
Organism: Poecile atricapillus (Black-capped chickadee)
Lineage: Eukaryota; Metazoa; Chordata; Aves; Passeriformes; Paridae
Product: transmembrane protein 117-like
Exons: 10
Coding region: 378-2051 (557 amino acids)
Biological process (GO): intrinsic apoptotic signaling pathway in response to endoplasmic reticulum stress
Source: RefSeq, a predicted model, not a curated record
UCGCCCGCGCCCGGGAGCGGAGCGGAGAGGAGCGGAGAGGAGGGGAGGAGCGCCGCCGCCGCCGCCGCCGCCGCAGCAGCCGCUCCCUCCCCGCGGCGGCCGGGGGGCGGGACGCCGCUGCAGCCAGCGCCGCUGUCAGCGCCGAGGGGCUGGGGGGCCUGCCGGCCGCGGGGGCAGCGGGGCGGAGCGGGGCCGCCCGCCGCCCAGAGCCGCACCGGGGCGGGCGCCGAGCCGCGCCGCAGCAGCAGCAGCAGGAGCAGCACCGCGCCCGCGGCGCCGGAUCCCCCGUGGCGGUUGCGACGGGCGUGUGGUCAGCGGCGCUCUUGGCGCCCGCGUUUUUGGCUGUGAGGCAAAACCCAGUUCUUCAGUAUCUGAGGAUGGAUAAAGACUUCCGCUACUACUUCCAGCACCCGUGGUCUCGCUUAGUUGUGGCUUACUUAGUGAUCUUCUUUAACUUCUUAAUAUUUGCUGAGGACCCAGUAUCUCACAGCCAGACAGAAGCCAACGUUAUUGUUGUUGGUAAUUGUUUCUCCUUUGUAACAAAUAAAUACCCUGAAGGAGGAGGCUGGAGAUUUUUGAAGGUGUUUCUGUGGCUCCUUGCCAUUCUCACAGGACUAAUAGCUGGGAAAUUUCUCUUCCAUCAGCGCUUGUUUGGUCAAUUGCUCCGUCUGAAAAUGUUUCGAGAGGACCAUGGGUCUUGGAUGACAAUGUUCUUCAGUACCAUCCUCUUCCUCUUCAUAUUUUCUCAUAUUUAUAACCUGUUCCUCAUUAUGGCGGGGAAUAUGAGUGCAUAUAUUAUAACAGACUUCAUGGGCAUCAGAAAUGAAAAUUUUAUGAAGGUAGCUGCAGUUGGGACUUGGAUGGGAGAUUUUGUCACAGCGUGGAUGGUCACAGAUAUGAUGCUUCAGGACAAGCCCUACCCAGACUGGGGAAAGUCUGCCAGAGCUUUCUGGAAGAAAGGAAACAUUAGGAUCAUUUUAUUCUGGACAGUUCUGUUUACUCUGACCUCUGUAGUUGUGCUUGUCAUCACUACUGACUGGAUCAGCUGGGACAAACUGAAUCGUGGAUUUCUGCCAAGUGAUGAGGUCUCAAGAGCCUUCUUGGCUUCUUUCAUCUUGGUGUUUGACCUUCUUAUUGUCAUGCAGGACUGGGAGUUUCCACAUUUUAUGGGUGAUGUUGAAGUGAAUCUUCCAGGCUUGCCCUCAGCACACAUGCAAUUCAAAGUACCUUAUUUCCAAAAGAUACUGAAAGAUGAAUAUCACAUACACAUAACAGAUUCGCUAGGCAAAUCAAUCCAUUUGACUGCACAUCACGUAUCCUGUCUGCUGAGUGCCUGUUUUAUCUCAGUGCUGCACCACCCUUUAGGAGAUCUAAUAAACAGCCAUAACACAUGGCACAAGAACCUCCCUUUGGGCAAAUGGUUUAACUAUGGAAUUAUCUUCCUUGUUUUAAUCUUGGAUCUGAAUAUGUGGAAGAAUCAAAUAUUUUACAAACCUCAUGAAUAUGGUCAAUAUAUUGGUCCUGGACAGAAGAUCUACACAGUGAAGGACUCAGAGAGCUUGAAAGACCUUAACAGAACUAAGUUAUCUUGGGAGUGGAGAUCCAAUAACACUAACCCAUUGACGAACCGGACCUAUGCCGAAGGGGACAUGUUCUUGCACAGCAGGUUCACAGGCUCCAGCCUGGAUGUCAAAUGCCUGGCUUUUAUUCCAAGUUUGCUGGCUUUUGCUUUGUUUGGUUUCUUCAUCUGGUUCUUUGGGCGAUUUCAGAAAACUGACCAAGGCAUGGAAAAUUUAGACAAAUCGUACACAAGAAUGAAACGAAAGUCACCAUCAGAUAUGGGAAUGACACGAGAAAAUACACAGGUGUUAGAAGAACCAUUGAAUUUUCAAGAACCACAUCUGGUAUCCAUAAAAUCAGACUUAAGUGAAAUAGUUUUUAAUUCUUCUCUCCUAACUUCUGAAAACUUGAACGCACAACUGAAUGAACAAGACAGCCCUUUACAGCCGGUACCAGAGUCCUCUGUCCCUAAGAAUAACCCUGUGACAUAGAGGAAAAUACCCAGGAAAAUCAGUUUAAAUAAGCAGUUACUCUAAGAUUUCAGUUUUACCUUUUGUAAGUUAAGAUUUACAUAGUGUUUAGAAUAAGAAACUCAACCUAUACUGAGAGGUGCUCAGCAUGCUUUUUCUAGGAAUUUUGUUUUUUAUUUGUAUUAUAGUACGUGCCUAUUGUAUAUCUAACAUUCCUUUAUAGAUUGCUUCCCAAAAUUGCACAAGCUAUUUAUUAAUACAUUACCUUAACUGUAUAAUAGUGUAUUAGAUGAUUACUUGCAGGUUUAAAAUUCUACCGUGGUGGUGCCUUGAGACAUUAAACUGUUUUUUAACUCAA